Molecule: messenger RNA, 735 nt
Organism: Dibothriocephalus latus
Lineage: Eukaryota; Metazoa; Platyhelminthes; Cestoda; Diphyllobothriidea; Diphyllobothriidae
Source: the annotation of a GenBank genome assembly
AUGGAGCAGGCUUCAAAUGUUGGUGACACUCGAAACAUGUACCAAAUCAUCUCCCAAGUUAGUGAUAAGCCCGGACACUGUGAUUCUGUUCGCAAUGUGAAUAGCGGCUUUAUUUCCGACAGCUCGGUCAAGGUCGAUCGCUGGCGUGAACACACCAAGCACUUCCUCAACUUUGAUGCAAAAACCAUCACAUUCUCCCUUUCCUCCACAGCGGAGUUUCAACGCUCACCAGCCUGCGCAGUGUCGUGUGAACUUUUCGAAGUUGCCGAUUCAAUGCAGGGGCUGCGCAAUAACAAGGCGUGCGGAGAAGACUAUAUUUCCGCAGAAAUCAACAAGUCUUGUGUCGAAAUUCUGGCUCACCGGCUUCAUGAGAUGAUUGGACAAGCGUGGCGAGACGAGGCCGUUCCCGAUGACUGGGCCUCAGGCACCCUUGUACCUGUAUACAAGAAGGGAGAUAAGACAACUUGUGGGAACUACCGUGGCAUAAGUCUUAUUGACGUUGCUGCAAAGAUCUUCGCCAUUGUUCUUCGCAGUCGGUUCCAGCCUGUACGUGACUCCAGGGCGCGGCCCAACCAGGCCGGAUUUCGCACUGGGCAUGGAUGUGCGGACCAGAUAUUUACGCUGAGUCGCAUUCGGGAAUUCCGUUAUAGCUACCAGCAACCGACGGCCGUUUGCUUUGUCGACUACCGUGACUCCAUGCGGCGAAUAAUAGAACUAGGUGGAGUACCGAACUAA